Molecule: messenger RNA, 1446 nt
Organism: Blepharisma stoltei
Lineage: Eukaryota; Ciliophora; Heterotrichea; Heterotrichida; Blepharismidae
Source: the annotation of a GenBank genome assembly
AUGGAAGACAACAGAACGUCUAAGCUUAAACAAUGUAGAGAAGUUUUACUCAACUCUCUCAUGAAAGAUUCUAAUCAAAAUUACCAGCUGGUCUCUACCUUAGACUCAAUCCGUCCAGAUCCUCUUACAAUUCCAAGAAAUUCCUAUUACGAAAGAUGGAGGUUGGCGGACAAGCUUUUUGAUGGGAAAUUUUCCUCAGGCCAUUCAACACCUUGUACCCCUCUUACCCCAGCUCUGAGCAUUGACAAAAAGCUUAUAUUUUUCCAAACCCCUUUCCCAAAAGCUGAGCUCACCUUAUCCCGAAUGAACAGCUUUGAAUUACAAAUUUUCAAAUCCAAAGAAAAUUUAGACUAUGAUUUACCGACCUUUAAAAUUGACGACUCUAUGUAUUCCCCACCUUUAUCCCAUAGAAAUAGCAUUCUUGAAGACGAUUUAGAAGUCUGCAGGUACGAGCAUGAUUUUAUACAGUUAAAUAUUUUAGGCAGCGGAAAUUUUGGGGCUGUUUAUAAGUGCUUGAAUAAAAUUGACGGGCUUUAUUACGCAGUAAAACAGAUAAAAACAAACCCAAGGAAUAAAGCGUCUAGAAAUGAAGCCUUACAAGAAGCCUAUGCGCUAGCACAAAGUUCUAUGUGUGAAGACAAUACUUAUAUCAUUAGAUAUUAUUCAGUUUGGAUUGAAAAAGAUUAUCUUUAUAUUUGUAUGGAAUUAUGCGAUUGCUCGCUUACAAGGUAUGUAGAAAGAAAUCCGCCUGUAACAGAAAGCUUGAUCAGAAAAAUUAUGAGGGAUAUACAAGAUUAAAAAAAAAAUCUAAAAAAUGAGAAAACUGUAUUUAAUUUUUAAUGGAAAUGGCUUAUAAAUAUUAUUAAAAUAGGAAUAUUUAAUUAGAAAGAGAAUAUUUGUAAGGGAUUAAAAAAAUUGCACGCUCAUAACAUUAUUCAUAUGGACAUUAAAUCAGAAAAUAUUUUAUACAGCUUUUCAGGAAAAUUUAAAUUAGCCGAUUUAGGACUUGCAAGAGUCACCACAAAUUUGACUGGAGAAAUCCCUGAAGGUGACGCAAGAUAUUUAGCUCCUGAAGUGUUAGCAAAUGUUUCAGAAAAUCCUGAAAGCAUCCCAGAUUUAUCUAAAGCUGACAUUUUUUCAUUGGGAGCUACUAUUUAUGAGCUAAUGAGAGGAAAAACACUGCCAAUUAAUGGCCCAGAGUGGCAUUCUAUUAGAAAUGGCGACUUGGACUUUAAAGGAGACUUCUCUGAGGAGCUGCAAUUUUGUGUAAAAAAAAUGAUGAGCAAGGAUUUAUAUGAAAGGCCAAGCGCUGCAGAACUUUUAGAAACAAUUUUAAUUUCUGAGAAGGAAAAAGAGAUAAGGAGACUAAAAGAUGUAAUUAAAGGCUUGGAAAAACAAAUUGAAGAAUCGAAUUCUAGAACCGCGAAAAGGAAGUGCUCAGUGUAA